GAACCCUCUCAUAUUGUCACCCUCUCAUAAUGUCACGUAGUCAUGGUUACAGAGUAAACACCUUUGUUUCAUUCAUUCCUUUGUUCAAGAGUUAUUAAUCAAAAUGCCGAAGCAUAAUUUGAAUUAUAACGAAAAGUUGAAAUUAUUAAAUUGUGUUCACAAAAAUGGAAUCGAUACGGUCCAACGUAUGUACCGAGUGAGUCGAAGGACAGUAUUACGAGCAAUCUAGAAUGAAAGUAAAAUUGAAGAAAAGGUUGUCCAAGGAAAGGGUAAAAUGAAAAGCUUGGUGGACAAAACAUCUAAUCUUGAUUCAGCUUUACUGUCAUUUGUUCACAAAAUGAAUAAAAAAACAUUCCCAAUAUCAUCACAAAUGAUUUGUCAAAAAGCUAUUGAGCUAUCAAAAAAUUCAAAUUUCAAAGCUUCCAAUGGAUGGUUUGAGAGAUUCAGAAAAAGGUGUAAUAUCAAAUUUGGAACACUUUCUGGUGAAGCUGCAGCAGUUGAUCAAAAUGUUGUUGAAAAUUUCAAGCUAAAUAACUUACCAUUGAUUGUAAGAAAAUAUCCACCAGAUAAACGUUGCAAUGUUGACGAAACUAGUCUAUUUUAUCGUCAGUUACCUUCAAAAACAUUUUUCAUCAAAAAGAAUGAACACUUUGGGAAUAAAUUAAACAAAGAAAGAAUCUCAAUUCUACUUGGGUGUAACCAAAGUGGUGAAAAGAUGUUGCCUUUGAUUAUCACUAAAUCAAAAAAUCCAAGGUCUUUAAGAGGUCGAAGUAAUUAUUUAAAUCAAAAAGGUCUUUUAUUAGAGUCAAAUAAAGCAGCUUGGAUGACCAAAGAAAUUUUUUUCAAUUAUAUAAAAAAAUGGCACGUGGAGUUGGAGAAAAAAGGAGACAGAAUUGCCUUAAUAUUGGAUAAUUUUGCUGGUCACAAAGUUGAUGAAAAAAAUUUUCCAUUAAUUGAAUUUUUUGGCUUCCACCAAAUUCAACUUGUUUUCUCCAGCCAUUGGACAGUGGAAUCAUAA
Messenger RNA from Tetranychus urticae (two-spotted spider mite), 1018 nucleotides. The record is from RefSeq and is a predicted model, not a curated record. Lineage: Eukaryota; Metazoa; Arthropoda; Arachnida; Trombidiformes; Tetranychidae.